AUGGCCCAACACGAAAGUAACGGGGUCACCGCCAAGCAGUAUCAAAUGGAUGAGACGCAGGCUGGAGAACUGAGGCAGCUUGCUGUCGAUGUCUCCAACGCCGUCGAGGCUCGCAUUAUGGGAGAAGUUGGCGCAGGAGAGCGGAUCAGAAGAUCGACGCAGAACGUGCAGAUAGCUGGAAUGGGUCCAGCCGAGUACUGGGGCACGCAGCUAUGGCAACCACUGAAAAGCGUGUGCUUGGUCAUGGCUCAAGAGUUGGGAUUGCUGCCCGGUAUCAAUGAACAAAGUGGUCCAAUCACUGCUGCAGAGGUGGCCAGAAAAGUCGGGACUGACGAGCUACUCAUCAUUCGCAUCAUGCGUGUCUUGACCGGAGCAGGCAUCUGCGAUGAGACCGGUCGGAACACGUACAGGGCAAACGAGCUCAGCAAGAUUGCAGCGAGCUUGCAUGGCCAGGCCGGCGUCAAGAUCGAAAACGAGCUACUCUUCCCGAUAGCGGCUAAGAUUGUGCCAUAUAUGCGGGAACAUGGGUUCAAGCAAUUCCCACGCAGACCAAAGGAAAUGGAUCCAACGCAGUACGCAUUUGGCGGGAAGAUGAUGUGGGAGCAUUUCAGGGACAGCCCCGAGCACAAGCAGUGGUUUGACACGCUGAUGGUCGAGAACCGUGCCGUCAAUAUUCCGUGGUUUCAUAUCUACCCCUUCGCGAACGAACUCGGACAGGCAUUCAGGAAUGACUCCGAAGAUGUUUUGUUGGUAGAUGUAGGAGGCAAUCGUGGUGCAGACAUUCUUGAGUUGCGUCAGACUUAUCCCAAUUUGCCUGGGCGUCUCAUCUUGCAGGAACUGCCAGAAACGAUUGCGGCUGUGGACAAGUCGUCCAUGGCAGACAUUGAAUUACAGGCAUACGACUUCUUCACACCUCAACCGGUCAAAGGAGCCAAGGCAUACUUCUGGCGAUGGAUACUGCACAAUUGGGACGACGACAGCAUCCGCGUCUUCCUGUCUAAAACUGUGCAGGUCAUGAACACAGACAGUAAGAUCCUGAUUGAGGAAUAUGUCUUGCCAGAUAUCGGUGUCGAUAUCAAGUGCAGUUCUCAUGAUAUCCUGAUGAUGCUCUAUCAUUCAGGAAUGGAGAGGUCGCUCAGUCAGUGGAGAGCUUUGUUAGACAGCUGUGGACUGGAAAUUGUCAAAGUCUGGACCCGGCCAGAUACAGACCCUUCGAUAUUGGAGUGCUGCAUCAAGCAGGAGUGA
Messenger RNA from Diaporthe amygdali, 1245 nucleotides. RefSeq lists its product as uncharacterized. Bases 1 to 1245 code for a protein of 414 amino acids. The transcript is spliced from 4 exons. NCBI's taxonomy places the organism in Eukaryota, Fungi, Ascomycota, Sordariomycetes, Diaporthales, Diaporthaceae. Gene Ontology annotation, molecular function: O-methyltransferase activity. The record is from RefSeq and is a predicted model, not a curated record.